Messenger RNA from Alternaria ethzedia, 1158 nucleotides. RefSeq lists its product as uncharacterized. Lineage: Eukaryota; Fungi; Ascomycota; Dothideomycetes; Pleosporales; Pleosporaceae. The record is from RefSeq and is a predicted model, not a curated record. The coding region runs from base 1 to 1158 and encodes 385 amino acids. The transcript has a single exon.
AUGGUGUCGCUGGAAGUCGGGCCAGAAGCGACCCGCUUCCUCGUCCACGACAGCGUCUUGAGCCGAAGCGAGGUUCUUGCCGCAAAGUCCUAUCCAUUGGCCUUUGUCAAGCAAUCCGUACUUCUCCCAGAGCUGGAUCUGAACACAGCGCACACUCUGGUACACUACCUAUAUACCGGCAAAUACCAGAGCCUCAACACAUCGGCGUCAUCUGACAAGGUCAUUCCCGAAGUCUACAAGCUUGGUGCGGGUGUGUACUGCGCUGCCGCUCGCUACAAGCUACCAGGUCUGGCUGAGCUGGCUCAAAACAAGCUGAAGUCCCUCGACGAAGAGAUGAGCAUCUUCGAUAUCCUCACUGUAGCGAGAGACCACGCAUUUCCUUUACUACCGGAGGAUGACUUGUGGUAUCCGAGCUAUAUCGAGCAAUCGCUCAACAAUGCCAUGGCGGACGAUCCAGAGCCGUUCCGCAAGCCGGACUUCAUUACGACGGUGGAGGGCAACAGCAGGCUUCUACAGCUCGUCUGGAAGACUGUCAUGAGUAACUACGCUCGAGCGCCAGCGACACCGGUGGUCAAUAACGAGGAAGCCACUACUCCAACAGCUGAGCUCGUGCCGGAGAUCAACGAGUCGGUCGGUGGCGAAGCCGAUGUCGCUACAAUCGCGCCACCCAAAGUUGAAGACAAAGAAGAGCCAACAGCGACACCAGUGUCGGCGCCUGUUCCAAAGGACAAUGUUACUGAAGCCGCGGUUGUGAACGACGCGAUCAGUUCGAAGCCUACUGAAGAAGCCGCUGCGAAGUCUGAAGAAGUUCAACCAGUAGAAAAGCCAGCAACGCUUGAGCCCUUCACGGACGAGCUGGACUUCAAGUCCUCAAAAACGUACCAGCAGAUGGGCAACAGAAAGCCAGAACCAGUCAAUACCAAUGAUACAGUCUCAGAGACGACCAAAGCUCCUGUUCACGUACGAUCAGACUCGGUGAUGCAGGCCGAGCAGCCUGUGGUAACUCCCACCGAUGAGAAGACGAACAUCGAUGGUGUUGCGCAAGCGGGAGAUGGAUUUGAGCCUCUACCGAUGGACUUGGGAUCAAACAAAAGCAAAAAGAGCAAGAACAAGAAGGCCAAGAAGUCGAAGCCGGCUGCUAUCGAGCCUGUCGAGUAG